AUGCUUCAACUCCAGUUGAAAGGAUGUGUCGGUUGUCUGGAAACUGAACGAAUGGGUCUGUUGCAACUCAAGUCGUAUCUCAAGAAUGGUUUUGAAGUAGAAGAAGAAAGCAUGAUGAAAUCGUGGAGUCAUGAUGAUCCUAGCAGCGACUGCUGCCUCUGGAAAAGGGUAAAGUGCAGUGACUCUAUCGGUGGUCACGUAGUACACCUCUCGCUUGAUGAACUCUCAUACCCACCAACCAUGAGUUAG
Eruca vesicaria subsp. sativa (arugula) is the source of this 249-nucleotide messenger RNA. NCBI's taxonomy places the organism in Eukaryota, Viridiplantae, Streptophyta, Magnoliopsida, Brassicales, Brassicaceae. The record is from the annotation of a GenBank genome assembly.